AUGUCGUCCCACGUGCUCUCCAAACCGGAGGACAUCGACACCAAGUCUAUCAUCUCCUUGCAAGAAUUAGACCCAUCGCCUGUCCAUGACAUUCUGGAUGUUGAAAGCGGCGAAUACUUCCCUAGGGCCGCCUCUCCUACGCAACAUGGAGCUGGAAUUUCAAUCCCCAAACUAGGCGGGCAUCGCUGGGAUUCAUGGCUCACCGGUAUUCAAAAAUACUCAACCUACCCACCUUCGGCUUUCUUCAUCCUACAUCUCGCCAACACCUCUCUUAUCCCACUCGUGACUCGCUCCGUUCCCGCGAGUGAAUCCUACCUUUUACUCACACGACCCAUAUACCAGGCCCCCGGGCUUGAGCAUCUUGUCUUGACAAUUCCUAUACUUGCGCAUAUUGCCUCAGGAAUUGCUCUCCGCAACAUUCGUGCUACGCGCAGAGCACGUCUGUACGGUGCCGAGACUCGCGCACAGCGAAACACGUUAUACUUCUGGCCGCGGAUGUCUUUACAGGCACGCACUGGAUACUUUGUCGCGCCGCUGAUUGGAUUCCACGUAUGGGUCAACCGUGCCACGCCAUUGAUUGUCGAAGGAGGAAGCUCUGGCGUGGGACUUGGGUAUAUUGCCCAUGGCUUUGCUCGGAGCCCUGUCUUCUGGAAUGUAUUCUAUUUCUUCUUUGUGACUGCCAGUGUGUGGCACUUUGUUGGUGGCUGGGCGACCUGGAUGGGCUGGAGAGUGACCACAGCGCGCAAGGAGCGUAGCCAAAAAGGCUCGUUGGAUGGUUACCUUGGACUUACAGAAAUGAAGUCGAAGAGACAGCGUAAGAUGUGGUGGGUUGUCAAUGGAGUCGCGGCUGCUAGCACGGCUCUCUGGCUUGCAGGUGCGCUCGGGGUUAUUGGACGUGCCGGCGAAGGCGCGGGCUGGGAGGCCAAGGGGUGGAACGAGAUGUAUAAUCAUGUCCCGAUUAUUGGGGAGUGGCUGUGA
Penicillium expansum is the source of this 978-nucleotide messenger RNA. RefSeq names its product MCP1 family protein. Gene Ontology annotation, cellular component: mitochondrial outer membrane. Gene Ontology annotation, biological process: mitochondrion organization; lipid homeostasis. Bases 1 to 978 code for a protein of 325 amino acids. The transcript is spliced from 2 exons. Lineage: Eukaryota; Fungi; Ascomycota; Eurotiomycetes; Eurotiales; Aspergillaceae. The record is from RefSeq and is a predicted model, not a curated record.